Phytomonas sp. Hart1 is the source of this 3303-nucleotide messenger RNA. Lineage: Eukaryota; Euglenozoa; Kinetoplastea; Trypanosomatida; Trypanosomatidae. The record is from the annotation of a GenBank genome assembly.
AUGCGUUCCUCUUGCCCUUCUUCUUCCUUUUCCCGUCUUGCUGUGGCGUCGUUCCGUUACGUCUUUUCCCACCCCGCCCUCUCCCCUCAGGGCUGUCGCGGGUGCGGCUCGGCCUCGCGCUUCACCAAAGCCACCCCCGGGCCAGCGCGGGUGGUGCCAAAAGGAGGAGGGGGGGGCCUUUCGUCCGGGCUUUCGUUUCCCCCCACCUCAGCCGGGGAGCUCCGCCGCAUCCGGGAGGAGCUGCGGCGCAGCCCCAGCGAGGCCCACCGCGUGGCCGUCCUCAGCGAGGUGAUCAAGGGAGGAAGGGAGGGGGGAAAGGGUGCUGCGCGGACGCAGUUUUCGUUGUGGAGGAUCGCCCGCGCGGCCGAUCUCGACAUGGCAACGUUUGCGCAGUUCGCCCAACUCCUUGCCCAGCUGCGGGCUCCGCCAGACCUGCCGAUGCUCCGCGAAAUCGCCGAGUUGUUCGUCUUGCGGGCGGCAGCGGCGUCACCUUCGACGGCCGCCCACCUCCUCCGCGCGUUGAUUACUUUGCGGUAUGGCGACCUCGAGCGGGUGGUGGAGGCACUCAUGCGGGAGAGCCUCCAGCCGAGAAUUAACCCCUCCUCCUCUUCACCGCUUUCCGAGGUGGACAAAGAGGGGUUUCCUAUUUCCGCGCAGGUUGUGGUGUUGGGAGCCCUUCUUCGGGUGGUUUUAGCGCCAGGCGCGGAUGCUUCAUUAAUGCCGAUGGCGAACUUGCUGAGAGAGCGUCUGGAGUGCGCCUCGCUUUACACCCUUCCUCUCUCGGACAUCGUGUUUUUGGUGGAUUCCGUGGGUGCUUCGAUAGCCCUUGGAGAACAGCGAGGCUCCUCGAUUUUCUAUAAAGGAAAGGCGAAUAGCAUGUGGGUAUCGUUUGCGGUGGGGCUCUGGGCUAUCUUGGGUGACUAUGAUCUUGUGGCUCUCUCAUUUAUUGAUGUGCUCACGAUUGCAAAGAAUUUUAAGCCCCUGGGGGACUACCGAAAUAGUUUUGAAAGCAUCAUUCCGAAGAUCUACAAUCGAAUACAGAAGCAUUUGGAAUGCCAAUCCGAAUCUAUUGCUUCUACGGAGGACUCGCUAUCGAUGGCAGAGAUUGAAAUUUUAGUUGAACUAGCUGCGGCUAAGAAUCCCGCACUUUUAGGAUUUGUUCCUCCCGAUGACCUUGAUGCGCUGCGUGUUCAGGUUUUGAAGCUCCUCGAGACGUACUUUGAAAGGUGUGCGGCAGAUUCGGAGGUGUCGGAAGGAGCCGAGAUAGUUUUGCUAAAUACGGGAGCUCGAAUCCUUGAAGUUUUUUUUAUUCAUUCUUCUCUAUCUGAUGUUACCUCCCUUCACGAUAAGGACGUUGACUUAAAGGAGCAUAUUCCGGAGUUUCUUUUACAGUUUAUGCUGAACGCCGUGCGUAGGGCGACGAAUGAGGUUUGCGAUCAGGUGCCAAUGGCCGUUCAUUUGGUUUUGCGCUGCUUUGUGAGCGAUCCGCUCUACCGUGUGGAAGUGGAAGCGCUCUCUGCGCGCUACGUUGCGUAUCUUACAAAGCGGAGUCGCCAAAACGAUGACUCUUUGCUUCACCCCUUUCAACUGACCUGUCUUUUAGUAGACGGUUUGGUUGAGGCUCACGCUCGGGCGCUUUCCCUAAUUGUCCGCAAUUAUUUAGAUCGCUGGGGCGUCGACGACGUGUUUUAUUUCCUAAAGUACUCCUGUGAGGUUCCCGGCAAGGCCACACGAGGGAUCAUGCGGGAUGCCGCGGAGGUGCUCAUCAAAUACGUUCCGCGCGCUUCGGCCAAUCAAAUCGCGUUGUUAAUGCGGUAUUAUGGAAAGGCCGGGGUACGGCAUGAUAAGUUUUGCGAGGCCGUUUCGGAGAGGCUUCGGGUGUUGGCCGUGGCCGAUGCCUUUUCGCUUCGCCAGCUUUCUGACACGUUGGGGGGGUUUGCCCUGGUGGAAUAUGCGGCCACCGCGCCGUUUGUGAGCGCCGCGCCGCGAGUGUUGGGCCUUCUGGGGAAUUCGCUCAACUCUGCAGGGGAGGUAGCCCAACUCCUUGCAGCCUACUCGAAAAUGCUGAUUUGGAAUUUUAAGCUAAUUUGGGGGCUGACGGAGAAAAUGGUGCAGCUCGCCUCGGACGAUGGGGAGGGGCGCGGGGGGGUGAGUUUGGAGCAUUUGGUGGCCACCCAGCUCGCCCUGAUUCGGAUGGACCUUCAGCACCCGAAGCUCACCGGCCAGCUGCUGGAGCGGAUUUUUCGAAUGUUCCUUGUUGAAGCCCCGGCAACUCGCCCCGAGCUCGGCUAUCGCGAGGCCCUGGAGCUGCUAUCCGUUCUUUCACGCCUGCCCGAGGGGUUUCUUCGCGAGUCCGUCGACGCCGCCUACCCGCGAUUUCCACGCUGUCUGGAGUUUCUUCUGACGACCUUGCGGGGGCAUCUCGAGCGGCUCGCGCGGGAUGUUGAAGCCGUCGCGGAGGUCCUCUUAUCCCUCGCACGCGCAGGCCUCGCCGAGGACGGGCUUUUUCAGGCGCUUUCUCUCCGCGCGAUCGAGCAGGUGCCGUCGGCCUCGCCUAGGUCGAUGGCCACCCUGGCUAGGGCCCACGCCCUCGCGGGGAAAGCCAACGACGAACUCUUCGCCCUGCUCGCCGAUCGCGCAAUUUUACACAAAAACCGUAUUGCCGCGGCGACAAUUGCGGAGCUCCUCGCGGCCUUCGCGGCCGCCGGCGUCCGCCAUGAUCAACUUUUCAUCGAGAUGAUCGCGCGGGUUCGGCAUGUCGGGCUAUAUGGCACCCCUCGGGACCUGCGGAACGUCGUCCAGGCCUACGCGCGGGUGAAUCUAUGGCAUUAUAAACUCUUCGCGAGCCUGGCUGACCGUGCGGUCCAGCUGCGGGCGGAGUUCCGACCCUCCUGCAUGGUGGGGAUGCUUGAGGCCUACGCGCUGGUGGGGAUGCGCUACGAGAAGCUCUUUGUCGAGUUCGCGCGGCGGGUGCAAACGGUCUCGCACCUCUUAAACGCGGCAGAUCUGGCCACGGUCGCAUUCAGCUAUGCCUCUAUGAAGAUAGGUGUGGAAACGGUGUUUCGUUCCUGUGCCGAGCGAGCGGUUGAAAUAGUUGAGCAAUUUAACGAGGCGGACGCAAUAAAACUCUUCCGUGCGUUCGACGAAGUCGAGUUCGAGCACGAGGCAUUCCGCGCUGCAUUCGUACCACGGUUUUCUGCCAUAAUGGAAACAUCUCAAGCAACGAAUGAACCUGUGAAAGACGACGACGUUUUAGAUACGGAAAAAACACCAAUAAUUAAUUUGGAGACGGAAAACAAAUAA